Molecule: messenger RNA, 931 nt
Organism: Aplysia californica (California sea hare)
Lineage: Eukaryota; Metazoa; Mollusca; Gastropoda; Aplysiida; Aplysiidae
Product: synaptosomal-associated protein 29
Biological process (GO): synaptic vesicle fusion to presynaptic active zone membrane; synaptic vesicle priming; exocytosis
Cellular component (GO): SNARE complex; plasma membrane
Molecular function (GO): SNAP receptor activity; syntaxin binding
Source: RefSeq, a predicted model, not a curated record
GUAUCGAAUAGGGCCCACCACCACCGGAAGUUGGCAUUGCUCAAUCUGUUAUUUAUUCUGUUAUGGUUGUAGUUCCUCUUUUCUGAAGAUUGAGUCACUGUCCAGUCUCAUUUUCCUGUGUUCUUGUGUUCUAGCCCUGACUGUCAUUUUAUACUAAAUCAGGAAUCUUAUUAAGUCUACGUUUUGAAGUCAAGCUACCUUUAAAGAGUCAAGCUACCUUUAAAGUUACGUAGGCUUUGUAGUGUAGGGUAGGCCUACGCCUUGGAUUUGGACUUGGUUGGGUUGUGUCCACUGCCACUGGUGUUUAGUUACAGAACUAUCUAAUCUACUCACUGAGUACUUUUUCUGAGGUGUGGUGUGAACCAAAACACUACUGACUACCUACUACCUAGACACCAUGUCACGAUACCAACAGUCGUCUAAUCCCUUUGAUGAUGAUGACGAUAAUCUUGAUUCUGAUUUCGUGAUGGUGGGAAACAAAAAAAACCCAAAUGCUCAGGCUGUCAGUUCAACGAACAGGGGGGCUUCUUCAAGCCAGCCUCAGGACAGAUAUCAAAAGCAGAGCCAUUAUUCUUCCUACGAUUCUCACUACCAUGAAGAGAACAGUCCUUUUGAGGAUCGUCGUCAGCAGAUGAUGAGGAAAAUUGAAAAUUCCGAAAAUACUCAGCUUGAAAGUACACAAAGAGCUCUUGCCAGCAUUUAUGACUCGGAAGCAAUGGGUGUUGCUACAGCAGAGGCAGACUGAGAGCAACGAUUGAGAAGACGGAGCGAUCAAAACCUGACGUGAGAGGCUUCUACGAUGACGAGGAGAAUGACCUAGAUUCCAAGUUCAUGGCUGGUGCGCGCAAACCUGGCAGUGUGGCGGGGGGCUACAAGGUCAUUUCUCCGGUCACUCGCACAGCUAGAGAGGAAGAGAUUGACAGCAACCUCC